AUGGUGUUGACCGCGAAUGAUCGUGGCCCACAUUCGUGCCGGGUGCAUGGCCAGCUGGAAGCGUGGAUGCACUUUCCUCUCGCAGUCCAACUUUGGCUUCCCCGGCAUCUUGUACAAGAACUUGCUGAGCAGCUGGACCACAAAGGGGACAGCUGGCAGCUUCCAUUCUUUGAGGCCGACGUGCCUUCGUGUUCAAAGCCUGGACCAAUGCAGCACAAUAGAGACCUAGUGCUGCUGGCAACUCGGAUAUCACAGGGCAAGAAGCGCGGCGCCGGAAAGAAACGUGCAAGGCGGCGACGUGUAAGAAUUUGGAGAUGGCAUUCAGACAGAACAGAGUCUGAAAAGAGUGAUGCGGCUGACAAUGCGGACCGUGAUGGUGGUAUUGCUCAGGAGCUGGUUUGGCCUGAGAUGCCCUUUGCUCCCCCCGAGAGCGACUACGGCGAUGGCGACAAUGAGACGAUGGAGCACCUAGGGCAGUUCCGGGAUACUUCGGUAUGUCCUUCUAGUGCCAGUGGAUCUUCGUCUCAGGCCACCCCAAAGGAGCUAGAGCUCUUCUGGAACUUGAUGAAUGCCACCUCAGUUUGCAAAGUGCUUGAUGAGGUGGACAGUUCAGGUGAAGAGUCAACUAGCGCCGGCAGCAGUGGGUCGCCUAGCAGCUCCUCCUCCUCAACAGACAGCGCCGAUGUGAAUGCAACCAACCUCGCAGCAGAAGCUAUGCAGAAGGAGCAAAGGGUAGAGCAGCCCCAG
This is a messenger RNA of Cladocopium goreaui, 747 nucleotides long. The record is from the annotation of a GenBank genome assembly. Lineage: Eukaryota; Dinophyceae; Suessiales; Symbiodiniaceae.